Jatropha curcas is the source of this 1065-nucleotide messenger RNA. The record is from RefSeq and is a predicted model, not a curated record. NCBI's taxonomy places the organism in Eukaryota, Viridiplantae, Streptophyta, Magnoliopsida, Malpighiales, Euphorbiaceae.
AGCCCAAUGGUUGAGGCAAAAGAAUCAUAUAAAAAAAUAUUAUUAGAAGAAGAAGUCACAUAUAAUGACGAUGAUGAUGAAGACACAGAUUAUGACGAAGAUAAAGAAGAAGAACAACCAGAGAAAUCGAGAGGACACUACUCGUCAAGGCACAGGAUGUUGUUGGUCGGAGAAGGAGACUUCUCCUUCUCUCUUUCGUUGGCUAGGGCUUUUGGUUCCGCUAGCAAUAUGGUUGCCACUACUAUUGAUACUGAAGAGAACAUAGAGAAGAAGUACAGUAAUGGAGUGGCAAAUGUGAGGGAACUAGAAGAGAGGGGAUGUUUGGUAUUAUACGGAGUUGAUGCAAAGGAAAUGAGCCAACACUUCUUCUUGAGGACUCAGAGAUUUGAUAGAAUUGUGUACAAUUUCCCUCAUGUUGGUUUCCUCUACCAUGAGGGUAGCUAUUGCCAAAUUCAGUUGAACAAGGGAUUGAUAAAGGGUUUUCUAUCCAAUUCCAAAGUGCUUUUGAAGGGGGAUAAUGGAGAGAUUCAUGUAACACACAAGGAAGGUGAUCCUUACGACAAAUGGGAUUUAGUUAAGAAAGCAGAGAAGAUGGGCCUUGUUAUGCACAACACUGUUCCCUUCAACAAGAAUGAUUAUCCAGGGUAUAACAACAAGAGAGCUCAUGGGAACCUAUCCGAUGCCCCCUUUCCACUCGGCGAUUGCAGUACUUACAAGUUCAAGCUCAAAUGCUUGCCGAAAUUCCAGCAACAUAGCAAGUCGGAAGUGCCAGAACUCAAGUAGAAAUUCUUCAUUGGAAGUGCCUAUUAUGCAACUGGUGCCUUAAUAUGUUUAUAAAGCUACCUUUUCUAUAGUUACUUGCAUCCUGAAAUAUGAAUGUUAAAAAUUGCAUCACAUAGUUUAAGGUUGUAACUAUUGUGCACUUUUGCUGAAACCUUUGGGGUCCGCAAGGAUCUGCAUUUGGAAACUGCUUAGCUAAAAGGUCUAUAGUCAACCUGGAUUUAUGGCUUUUAGUCAAAUUAUGCUGAAUUGCCAACGGUGCAAGUAAAUUCGAUGUUAUGAAAA